GCGCCGCCGGCUCGGCGGGGCCGGCAGUGAACGGGCCAUGAAGAGUCCCCGGGAGGCCGGCGAGCCGCCGCCAGCUGACUGCAUCCAGCUGAAAGUGCCCGUGAUUCAGCAGCUGUACCACUGGGACUGCGGGCUGGCCUGCUCCAGGAUGGUGCUUCAGUACCUGAAUCAUUUGGACAAUGAUGAGUUUCAGAAAGCCAUCCAGGAUCUCCAGUUAACAAAGAGUAUCUGGACUAUUGACCUGGCCUACCUGAUGCGGCACUUCGGAGUUAAGCAUAAAUUUUGCACCCAGACACUCGGAGUGGACAAGGGCUACAAAAACCAGUCAUUUUACAGGAAGCACUUUGACACAGAAGAGAAUCGAGUGAAUCAGCUCUUUGCACAAGCCAAAGACUGCAAGGUGCUGGUGGAGAAAUGCACAGUAACUGUUCAAGACAUCCAAAACCACCUGUCCCAGGGUCACGUAGCCAUUGUCCUUGUGAACGCAGUCCUGCUGCUGUGUGAUCUCUGCUCAAGUCCUGUCAAAUACUGCUGCUUCCUUCCCAUUGGACAGAAGUGCUUCUGCAGGAGCCCUGACUACCAGGGCCAUUUCAUUGUGUUAUGUGGCUACAACAAAGCCUCAGGGAGCAUUUACUACAACAACCCUGCCUAUGCUGACCGAACAUGCUGCACCAGCAUCAGUAACUUUGAGGAAGCCAGGACAAGUUAUGGCACAGAUGAAGAUAUUCUGUUCAUCUACACAGACAGCUGACACCCACCAGACACUCCUGCUCCUUCCUGCACAGCCUGCAGGGCAGCUGGCUGCUCGUCUCAGGACUCCCCUGCACACACCUCACUCCUGGACUGCAGUGGGACCCUCACCAAGGGAGGCUUUACAGACAUUGACAGGACUAUAUUGCAAUGCUGUCUUUACCUUUUUCUCUUUUUUUUUUUUGAUUUUGCAAUAUCUGUCUUUGGUUUUUUUUCUUCCCCUAAUUUUCAAAAUUGCACAUUUGACAGCAGUUCUAAAAUACAGGCCCAGAGCCUGCUCACUUUCAGCUUAUUUUCAGAUUAAACACAUAAGAAAAAGCACCAAAUUUAUGCAUUUUAACACUUGGUAAUAUUUGCAUAGGUUUAGGUAAACAAAGGAAAAAAUAGAAAAUACCUGUUUCUCUCUCUGUCAAAGCAUGAAGGGCUGGUCUUCAUACAAAACCUAUGGAUUUGAAAUUCAGCAGAAUAUUGUAAAAGGAAAAAAAUUAUUAAUUUAAACCAUCUUUAAAUAAGAAAAAAAUGCCUUGCUGGUUCAUCAGUAUUGUCUGCAAUGUAGGAAACUUCCCACCUACCAAAUUCACAGAGAUUUACCAUUUAUGCAACUGCAAUACUGGAAUUACUCCCUUGCACUACAAACUCAGUUUCUUUUGGCUAAAUCCUCUUGGAUGACUGCUCAGAACUCCACAUUGCUCCAAAACUUUAAGUGGAAAGAUUUUAUUUGCACUGGGAAGUCUUGACUGCUCUUUGCAAAAAGCUCUGAAUAUUAUGCCACCCACAUGUGCCAGUUUCUGCAGAAUCCAUUCUAAAUAUGAAUAUUUUAAAUAUUUAUACUUAUUAAGCAAAUGCAGAAAAUUGUCAUCCACACUAAUGGUAUAUAUUUUGUGUGUAAAGUGUAAAUAUCUGGCAGCAUCUACUGCAUUGCUAAAAUGCUAAAUCAUAAUUUGAGCCAAAUUUUGCUGUUAGUAUUAGUUCAGUGACAUUCUCAGAGGAGCUAAAAUCAAUUAAGGAAAGAAGAAAUACAAACAUACCUUCUACAAGUAAGAAGGCAGGAACCUAGAUUGUUCUAGCUCUUAUACUGCAGCUGUAUGUGGAUUAAGUUG
Messenger RNA from Melozone crissalis (California towhee), 1850 nucleotides. RefSeq names its product guanylyl cyclase domain containing 1 (gene GUCD1). The record is from RefSeq and is a predicted model, not a curated record. Bases 38 to 751 code for a protein of 237 amino acids. The transcript has 6 exons. Lineage: Eukaryota; Metazoa; Chordata; Aves; Passeriformes; Passerellidae.